AUGUUCGAGGUUACUGUGUUCCACAACGAACACACAUGUAACUUGGAUUCUAGAAAUUCUGAUCACUGUCAAGCAGCACCGUGGGUUAUUGGCCACAUUAUUAAGGAAAAGUACACAUCAGAUGGAACUAAGUACAUGGCAAAAGACAUACAGAGGGAUAUGUUUAAGGAAUAUGGCAUCAAGAUUAGUUAUGAGAAGGCUUGGAGGUGCAGAGAGAAGGCACUUACGUAUGUGAGGGGAACGCCAACAGAAUCUUAUACAAAGUUAUAUGGUUACUUGUACAUACUGGAACAGAAGAAUUCAGAUACUAUUACUGACAUUGUGAGAGAGGACAACCGGUUCAAGUACUGUUUUUGGUCACUGGAUGCUUGUAGGAGGGGAUUUAAGUUUUGUCGUCCUGUGAUUAGUAUUGACGGAACAUUCUUGAAGACAAAGUAUGGGGGCACAAUGUUACUUGCUGUUGCGUACGAUGUAAACAACCAAUUGUUUCCGAUGGCCUUUGCAAUUGUCGACAGUGAGAACCACGACUCUUGGAAGUAUUUCUUGCAGAAGUUAAGGGAAGCCAUUAAGGAGGUUGAAAACCUUGUGUUCGUAUCGGAUAGGCAUCAGAGCAUUAAACAUGUUGUCGAGGUCGUUUUCCCCGAAGCAUGCCAUUGUUUUUGCUUUAAACAUAUUACUAUGAAUGUCACGCACAAGUUCAAGACUGAUGUAUGUAACACGCAAAUAUGGCUGGCAGCCUACGCAUGGUUGAAGACUGAAUGUGAUAGACAUUUUGAGGUGCUCAAAUGA
Messenger RNA from Humulus lupulus (European hop), 789 nucleotides. RefSeq lists its product as uncharacterized. The record is from RefSeq and is a predicted model, not a curated record. NCBI's taxonomy places the organism in Eukaryota, Viridiplantae, Streptophyta, Magnoliopsida, Rosales, Cannabaceae. Bases 1 to 789 code for a protein of 262 amino acids. The transcript has a single exon.